Molecule: messenger RNA, 1240 nt
Organism: Neurospora crassa OR74A
Lineage: Eukaryota; Fungi; Ascomycota; Sordariomycetes; Sordariales; Sordariaceae
Exons: 2
Coding region: 362-1162 (266 amino acids)
Source: RefSeq, a predicted model, not a curated record
AGAUGAUGUACGCUGGACUGUUAGUAUGGGAUGAUUUGGGGAUACAUUGCAGCGUACCCAUCACGAGUUCUGCAUAUGAAGAGGAGCAGAGUUCUACACAGUUCAUGCAUCAAUCCUACCGUUGUUCACUCUCUGCUGAUAGUUUUGUAUAGUACCUAAUCAUGUUGACAUUUUCUAAUAUCUAGGUCCAGCGCCAUCAUACUUCCAGUCAGUCUCCUGAGUUAUACAGUUGCUCCAUCGCAUAUACUCGUUUCCCAGAAGAUCGCGCAGUCCCGCCUAUAAUCGUCCUCUUGGGGCGGAUUUGGACCAUCAUGUGUCUGAACUUCAUAUAACUCAUCGGUUCCCUGAUAGAGCUUCGGUUAUGCCAAUCUCGUCCGCUUGGUUUGAGCUACCCCUUACCAUGGAUACCUCUACCUACUCACAGACAUCCGGAUCCGGAAGUCACAGUCCGCCAAUGGACGAUUCUGACUACACCCUAGACAGCAGACUGCGCAGCUUCCGGAAGCACUUUACUGAUAUCAAACCUCCAAGCGCCCUCCGUAUCGGCCCUAUCAAACCGCUGUCACUCCAGCCCAAGCGUUCGACCAGUUUUCCACAAAGCUCGACUCCUUACAGCAAACCUUCUUUCGACAGCAACACCAACACCAACAACAUCGACACAAGUCACACCCUUCUCCCUCCAACCAGCACGACAACCAGCUCACCCACCCCCGACAACUCGUUCAACCUCAACAUCAACCCCUCGACCAACGCCACAAACACCCUCACCCGUGCCGACAUCAUCCGACACAUCCAACUGAAAAAAUUCCUCGAGGCUUUCGUCCGUCGGCGCAAAAACCUGAAAACCGAACUCGAGGACCGGCUCCGCUUGCUCAAGCAAGAAGCCAAGAACAACCGGCGCCGGAGACAAAACGUUUUCUUCUACCCAUCAUCGGCCACCACCUCCACCACCACCACCGCCGCAGCGAAUAAUGGAAAUAACAGCAGCAACGGGGACAUCAACGUAAACGGAAUGCUGGAUCUGCAGAAGGAGCAAAGGAUUGACGGGCUGGUGGAGGAGAGGAUUAGGCUGGCGCACGAGACGUAUGAGCAGCAGUUGGCUUUGUUGAUUAAUGAGUUUGUGGUGGUGGGGUUGAGGGAGGAGGUUUUGAGAGUUAUUUGAGUUUUUGUUCGGGGGAGGAGGAGGAAGGGGGUUGUUGGCGGUGAUGGGAGAUGUUUGGUGAAAAUGUUGUGAAUGGGU